UAUAAUCAGCAGACAACAUUAUGGAUACACGUGCUAUCUGAAGGGUGCAAACAAAGUUCAUACGAUCGGGCUCCUUAAAUAUCAGUCAGUUUGAAUCAACAAAUUUUCUUUCGUGUUUAGGAUCGACAAGGAAAACUUCUGUGUCAGUGGAUGGUUGCUUUUGCUUCAGUGCGCUGUGAGAGGGUGAUGCAAAAACACGACAUUCGAGAAUCAUUCUUUCAAUGUCAGUAAAACGAUGAUGACUUUGGUGGAAUCACCGGAACAUUCACCGGCAGACUGAGUCUGUAUCUGUUUGUUAUUGAGUGCAGGUGUCAUGCCACAAGUGCAGGUGUCGGGAAAUUAAGCUUACUGGGCCGAUGUUGCGUGGAGAAAGCUGUCGAAAUCGAUGGAGAAAAGAGGUCUUGUUUUCACGAAAUUCCACAGGGCCACAGAUGCUUAUUGAUAUGCCGAAAAUUCUAUAGGGUUAAUGAACAACCAACCAUUUCUCUGUAUUUGUGAUGAGAGAGGUUGAGGCUACAAUGGGAAGUCGACACAAUUCAGGCCCAUUGAACGGCCCUGGCCAGGGGAGAAGGAUGCCGAAGAGAAGACACCGUUUGAAAGGAUCUUACUUUGAACAAUACAACACUAGCAUCAUAGCUGCCUUCAAGUCUGUGCCAUCAUUUCGCCCCGAUCAGUUCAAGGUCCAUCGACCAAUGAUGGGGCAGUGCUGCAGUUGUCUCCCUUCCAGCAGGAGAGAUCUGAUUAGUGAGAGAAUAUGUGAAGAGGGAAUCAGGAACAUAUUUGAUGUGAGAACCGAGCUGGGGUCAUGUGGAUACUUUGCGAGAACUAUGCCAUCCAUAGCCUAUGCAUUGAGACGAGUUGGACAGGGAAAGUUUCCUGAUGUGUCCCUUGCUGUACUCAACAACAAGAGAGUGGUGGAAGCUGUGCAGCUCACCCUUCAAGAGGCACAGGCGGAACAUGCAGAUUCCCCCAGCAGCAAGAAGCGGCCUCCCCCCUCCCUGUCCCACUACCAGCAGUCCGCCAAGAGGAUCCUCAGCAAGAUGAAGGCUUCCAUAUCUGGCCACUUGGUCAGGCUGACUGGGUGGUUCCUGUUGAAGUUUCUCAGCCAGUUCCUGAGGACGAUCCAGGUCCACAAGGGGCAGCUGGAGAUGGUCCACAAGGUGGCACAGCGUGGUGUGCCUGUGAUCUAUGUGCCUCUCCACCGCAGUCACCUCGACUACAUCCUUGUCACCUUCAUCCUCUGGAACUACAGCAUCAGAGCACCCUACGUGGCUGCGGGGAACAAUCUCGAUAUCCCAUUCUUCAACAUGUUGAUGCGAGGUUUAGGAGGGUUUUACAUUCGUCGGAAGCUGGACAAGGGAGGGAAGAAGGACCAUAUAUACAGAGCCGUGCUUCAUACUUAUAUGCAAGAGCUACUGAAGAAAGGUGAAGCCUUUGAGUUCUUCAUCGAGGGAGGACGAACACGCUCAGGGAAAGCUUUGACACCUAAAGGAGGCUUGCUAUCGAUUGUAGUUGACUCAUGUAUAGAAGGUCUGAUCCCCGAUGCAUAUGUAGUGCCAAUCAGUAUAAGCUAUGAGAGGUUGUUAGAUGGCAACUUCCACAGAGAACAGAUGGGUCUUCCUAAAGUGAGUGAGUCCUUCCUUGGAGCCUGGAAGGGCAUCUGGCGUGUUCUGUGUCAGAACUUUGGAAGUGUCAGAAUUGAUUUUGCUCAGCCCUUUUCAGUGAAGGAGUACAUCCAGUGUAACCCUUCUCAGCUGAACCGGCCGCUGUCUCCGAUGGCGUCGUCGUCCGGCGAGAACUCCCCCGAGUCCUCCUGCCCCAGCCUCAACGGCAUGACCUCCAGCUCCUCUCGAGCAAGUCUGCAGUUUGACGGCCUGGACAACAGCCGGUGCCUCGUGAAGGGCAUGGGACUCCAUAUAGUACACACUGCUGUUCACUCGACAGCUCUCACCUGUACCAAUAUGGUGGCAUUCCUCUUCCUCAUCAAGUUUCGACAGGGUGUGACGAUGCCCCGGCUGGUACACAGCUUCAACUGGCUCAAGCAGGAGCUGAAGAUGCGUAACCGAGAUGUAGCUUUCUGCGGAGAGUCUGACGUGGUUGUAGAGUACGCCGAGGCACUGCUUGGUACUGACCUCAUCACCAGGAAACAUGAUGAGAAUGAUGUAGAAGUCCUGAUUCCGUGCCUGACCUUGCCCAAUGUGUUUGAAUUGACCUACUACGGCAACAAUGUGAUAUCACCGUUCCUCCUGGAGAGUGUAAUAGCUAAUGCCUUGAUGUAUGUUGGUAAGUUUUCACCGACAAACACCCCUCUGCAGGAGAAUGGACCAGUCAGAGUAUGCAGAGAAAGAGUGAUCGGUGUUGCUGAGGAACUUUGCAAACUGCUUCAGGAAGAGUUUAUUUUUGUCCCACCUUGUGGGAGACUGAAUGAGGCCUUAUCUGAUAUGGUAGAACAGUUCAUCUCACUGGAGAUUCUUGCAGAGGAGGAAUCAGAGUAUGACAAUCUGUACACUACAUUUGAUCGUCAGUGGGCCAACCGUCUCUCAGCACAGCUGUCCUGGGCCGAUGAGGAAGAUGAUGAUACUGAUGAUACUUUUGUGGAGGAAAAGCCUCUCAAACUGAACAUUGAACAGCAGACUGUGUGCGAUAAGCUGCAAUUCUAUCACCGGAUCCUGGCCCCCAUCCUCGAGACAUACCUGGUCACAGCCUACAGGAUCUCAGGGAGUCUGGAGACCGAGAUGCCAGAGGAUGACUUCAUGAGGAUGCUGCUGGCACAUGCUCAAGAUCGAGUCGCAAAGAACUCCUCAUUGUAUGCUGAGAGUGCCUCGAUGGACACACUGAAGAAUGCAGUGAAGGCGUAUCAGAACAUCCGUAUUGUGGAGUGUUACAAUGCCAGCAAUUUGAGAAUUAUCGGACUGUGUGACCAUUACCAGGUCAAAGAGAGGCUUGGACAUUAUAUUGAACUCCUUGAGACACUCAGAGAGUAGUCUCCCUUGGACCAAGGACCUUUAUAGUCGAACAAAGUCGUCCCCUUUGUUGAAACUCUUAGAGAUUUCUGUUCAGGUGUCUUUAGAAGCGAUGCAUAGGAUUGGAAUGCUUCCAUGGAUGGAUGCAUAGGAUUGGAAUGCUUCCAUGGAUGGAUGCAUAGGAUUGGCAUGCUUCCAUGGAUGGAUGCAUAGGAUUGGCAUGCUUCCAUGGAUGGAGUGCAGGUUUCAGGUACCUGAUAUGGCCGAGAAUCUGUGAUAGACGAUGUAGACUUCCGCUGCUUCCUGUGCACGACCGUGUGUCAUGUUGUUAAGUAUUAUGUCGGACAUGAACAUUGGCUCACUCCCUGUAGCCUCGCUGUGAGACAGGGUGUCACACACAUGGCCUCUGAGCAUCACGUGCAUAAUAAGACCUGCUGUAUUGUCAACAUGAACUCUAUUUUGUGGCUUGUUUGUUUAUGAAUCAACAUGUUGCAUGUGUUUGUCAGCUGCUAUGUGCAAUAAUUUAAGGAUAUGCGCACUGUCCUUAUGAUCAUAGAAAGAUAUGUAAAAUCUCUUCAGAUAGAACCACAAUUUGGUCAUGUGUAAGAAAUCAUAAGUAUAAUAUGUAAGUAAUAUUUAUUAAAGAAGCAUUUAUUAUCUGUUCAGAAGUCUUAGCUAAUGCCACUUUAAUUAUCUGUACUUCGGAAUCCACAGUACAACAGUGUGCAUUCAUUUGCUAUAUCUACACAAGACACUUGUUAUUAUGUGUUGUGUCAGUCGUCAAAAGUUUCUUGAAAUUCUUUCAAAUUGGACCAGAUUAUUUUUCGUCUCUUUACCAUUUUUACCAAUUUGGGCACUCCCAGUGACAAUCAAGUAUAAAAGAAGGUUGUGUCGGGUGAGCUACAGGGCCCAUGGCUCAUGACUUCUGUGUGUGUGAGUUUGUGUCUAUGCACAAAAACUGUGAACAUUUGGGACAAGAAGAGUGUAUAUUUUACAUCGGUGUUUCCGAUCAGCAUUGUCUGCUUCAGCUCUGUACAUUUAUUGUAUUAGUUGAUCAACUUGUGUGGGAAUCAAUUUCACAAUAUAGUCACAAGUAUAGAUAAUAUAGUGACUUUAAUUAAUAUACAAGAAUUAUGUCAGAUAUCAUAAAAUGAUAUCUUUGUAACCAUGGUAACUCUGAAAAGUAUGACUUACUACUUUACGUAAUUACAGGAAGCACAUCCCCGAAACACCAUUUUGUACGCUACCUCAGAUUUUAUAAUGUAGAUUCACUUAUUAUGUUACCAAUAAGGGAGCAGGUAUGUGCAGAGUUAGUUUCUGUAUAUUUCAUUGACCAUUAUAACGAUCGUUCCAUAGCAGCGUGACAUAAAAAAACCUUUGUUACAAAUAAUUUGAUGUAACAAAAAAGUAUCUGAGCUCAUGUCUCAACUUCAGAUUAGGAAAACCCCCAUUUUUCUGCAUUUCUCAGAAUUAAAUGUUUUACAUUAUCUGUUUAACAUUAUCUUAUUGUUGAAAGUUGUCAAGAUUUGGAACUUUAAAAACUAAUUCACUUGAUAAUCUGCAAUCCUCCUUUGCUUCUAGGUUAUUCUCUAUUUACUGAAUACAUAGUGUCUCUAUGAGACCAGUGACUGGAAUUAGGAAAUGUCCCCCAGACUGGAGCAUAGUCACACUUUAAUUGCUUGUAUCUCUGACUAUGAUCUUUGUUAAUUUAAGUAAUGAUAGACAAACUCACUUGACUAUAGACCCUUUGAGAUUAACCAUUCUUGUUGUGUCUUGAUGUAGGCAAUGCACAGCAAUGCAAAUGACAACCUUUAUGUUAUUUUACAUUGAAAUGGUCAGGCUCUAGAAACUUGGCCUGGCACAUUGGAUUUAUCGUAACUCCAUUACUGCCAUGUAAGUACUAGAAUCCUGAUGAAUGGUCAUCAGAGCAGAGAUGUGAUUGUAAAGCACUUCUACUUUCUUCGACAUGGUGGGAGUGGCAUCCCACGUUUCAUGUAGUGAGACAUAGGAUACCACUGCAGACGUUAAUAAAUCUAAGUGUGCUCUCAUGGGAUUCAUGCAACUUCACUGCACAUUUCCGCAGAAUUGUAUUUGUCAUGGUAGAUUAUUUGCUCACAUAUAUGGACUGCCACUCGUUUCAUUUUUGUUUUGCGUGACCUGUGAUCUGUGAUCUGUGAAACAGUCUCCAAGGAUACAUGAAAAACACAUCGGGCAUUAACGUUGAGGCAAAGAACGUUAUCAAAGCUGCCUAUGAGAGAGGUUGUUAUGAUCUUAUUUAUGACAAUAUUGUCACGGUCCAGGCACAAAAAAUGGCAGACAUUCACUGUUUGUUUUCCUGUGUACAGUUUUGUAGUAGGGGACUCCUCCCUUUGUUGCUACCUAGAUCUAUCUCUGCAUUACCAAUGAUGUCAUCGUAUACCAAACGUGUAGAGCGAUGCUCAUGAUGUUAAUCACUGGAUUGUCUGGUCCAGACUAGAUUAUUUACAGACCGCAGUCAUAUAGCUGGAAGUUUUCUGAGUGGGGUGUUAAACAACAAAUACAGAAACAAACAACAAGCAUUACCAAUGUGCUAGCUUCCUCUCGCCAAAAUUCAUCUUUUCAAAUAUUUGUUAUAUUUCAAUUUGUUUUGUGACUUCAGAUGGACGUUAUUAUUUGUUUACCAGGAGGACUUGUAGAGGCUGGUUUUGUAAAUGCAUCGUUGAUUUCAGACUAACCACUGUCUUCCUUAUUCUGAUGUUUGAAGGAGAUUCCACAAUGACAUUUUGUUUGGUAUCUUGGCACAGUAUGAUCUAUAUGCAUGGUUUCUACUUGUCAAAGAUUUGUAUUUCCUUUCAUUACUGCUUCCAUGCUUCAAGCAUCUUGUUAUCCUCCUUAAUGAUUGAUACACACAUACAGCCUUCAAAGAUGCCCAGUUGUCAGUUCCUAGUACUGUCAGACUGUUCUGGUGUUCCAGCUAGUCACACUGUUGUGGUCUUACAGGUAGACAGACUGUUCUUGUGUUCCAGAUGGUCAGACUGUUCUUGUGUUCCAGGUGGUCAGACUGUUCUUGUGUUCCAGGUGGUCAGACUGUUCUGGUGUUCCAGCUAGUCAGACUGUUGUGGUCUUACAGGUAGACAGACUGUUCUGGUGUUCCAGGUGGUCAAACUGUUCUGGUGUUCCAGCUAGUCAAACUGUUCUGGUCUUACAGAUAGACAGACUGUUCUGGUGUCCUAGAUGGUCAGACUGGAUUAAAUGCAACUUAACCCAAAUAAUUUACUGCCCAGAUAGUGAUACGUAUGUAUUUUUAGGACCACUAACUGAAAAAUCUGAAUUGUUUCUUGCCCUUAGUUAUAUUAGGCAAUCAGACUUGGACUGGUACCAGCAUCUCUGUCUUUCCAACACAUCCCUUCCUCUGUGGUGUACCAGUCCCCAGGGUACUCUUCUCUCCUUCCUCUGUGGUGUAUGCAGUCCCAAGGAGAGUGCUCUCCCCUUCCUCUGUGUACACAGGCUCCAGAGGGGUCCUCUCCCCUUUCUCUGUAUGUACAGUCCCAGGAGAGUGCUCUCCCCUUCCUCUGUAGUGUAUGCAACCCCCAGGGGACUCUUCUCCCCUUCCUCUGUGGUGUAUGCAGUCCCCAGGAGAGUGCUCUCCCCUUCCUCGGUGUAGACAUUGUCCCCAGGAGAGUGCUCUCCCCUUCCUCUGUGUACACAUUGUCCCAGGAGAGUGCUCUCCCCUUCCUCUGUGUACGCAGUCCCCAGGAGAGUGCUCUCCCCUUCCUCUGUGUACACAUUGUCCCAGGAGAGUGCUCUCCCCUUCCUCUGUGUACACACAGUCCCCAGGAGAGUGCUCUCCCCUUCCUCUGUGUACACACAGUCCCCAGGAGAGUGCUCUCCCCUUCCUCUGUGUACACACAGUCCCCAGGAGAGUGCCCUCCCCUUCCUCUGUGUACACACAGUCCCCAGGAGAGUGGUCUCCCCUUCCUCUGUGUACACACAGUCCCCAGGAUAGUGCUCUCCACUUCUUCCUCUGUGUACACACAGUCCCCAGGAUAGUGCAGUGUUUAUCCUGUUGUGUAUAAGAUGGCUUCCAUGGCUUUGCAUAAUUUGCAAUGAACAAGUCUACAUCAUAAGUGGCUGCCAAAUAUCGAAACAAUCUCCAGGGACCAGAGCUACUUGUUCAGCUUGUUUUAGGUAUGCAUUCUCAGUCUAUAGGAAAUCCUGAACACCAUCAAUAUGCUGAGGAUCUCUAUGACUGAUGUUGUUGAUGUAAUUCCCAGCCUGUAGUGAUGAUCAAUGUCAGUACAGCAGUUUGAAAAUGUAUCCGAUUGUGUCCAGUUCAAAUCGUCCCGUUUUCGUACACUUAUAUUUCAUUUAACCAGUGGAUGAAAGUAGAUGUUAGUCUCUGCUCCAGUUUUGUUAUUGUUUCUAUAUAUCAUUUCACAUUUCUUCUCAGUUGAGGAUUAAUGAUUGCAUUUUGUAUGAUAAUUUAUUGGUAAUUAUAUCAAUUUCUGCAUUUAAUAUUAUUAUUUAUUUUUAAUUAUAUUCAUUUACAGAUACGUAUAAACAUUAAGAAAGACACUGAUGGAGAUAAAUUACCGUAAUUACUUUAUCAAAUUUUAGGACAAUUCUGAUCCAUUUUUGUUGAUCAUGUUCAUGCAAGGAUAUUUUUAUGCAAAGUUUGGAUGGUUGAAAAUUUUAGUAAGCAUUUAUAUGUUCAUUAUAUGUAAGGCAUAGCAUUUGUUGGACAUUAAAACAUACAGUCACAUCUAUUUCAUUAACAUCUAACUAAAGAUGUCUUCAGAGACAUCACACUUAAUGCUCCAAUUCCAUGUGCAAUAUACUGUGAGGGACUGUCAGUGUCAACAACUGGCUCUGGGUAUGGGUGAGGUGUUUCAAUGAUGCUUGUAGAUGCACCAGGCACACUACUACUGGAGUUGGGCAGCAAUGAAACCUGUAGAUGAGGCAGUAGGAAAUGUCAAAAUGUCGUAAUUUGGUAGGGUGGGUUAAAAUGGGGUUUGAUGCCCCUCACACUAUUUUGAAAAUAACAAGGGACACACAUGACCCUUGUCCCACAACAUCUGCUUACAUUGUAUUGAAAUAUUAGUGUACAUCUGUGUCUGUGCUUGUUGUAACAGGAGACUAACACGAUCGGGUGACUUGGUUGAUGCAUGUCAUCGUAUGCCUAUUGUGUGGAUCGAUGCUCAUGAUGUCAAUCACUGCAUUGUCUUGUCCAGACUCAAUUAUUUACAGAUCGCCGUCACAUAUAUUGCUGAGUGAGGCGUUAAGCAACAAACAAACAAAACAAAACAUCCAUGUCUGUUUGAUUUUCAUGUGAAUCCCUCCUCCACUCAAGGUUACAAUUGGACAAUUUAUGUGGACCUCAGCCUGGAAACUUUUUCAAAUUAACCAAUAGUUGCUACUCUUUUCAAAAAUGUACAUUUGGAGCAUGUAGGAUGAACUAAAAAACUGAGGCUUCAGUUAUAUAUAUGUCUUUGAACACUAUAACAAUAGUAGGGUGCAUUAACAAAAAAGAGGCAUAUUAUUUUAAUUUAGUACCAAGAUUCAUGCUACUUGGGUCUUCUUUCCUAGACAAGUAAUUGUUACUUUAGAAGUUACCCAGAUAUAUAUUCUGUGUAAUGGGUACCAUUGAUAUUUAUAUACACAGUGCACACCACGAUAACACUUUGAUCACCUUCAAGUUUGCAUGUACUCCUGCACUAUAAUACAGGUGAACAUUUACAAAGACUGAUCUCAAACAGGUUAUACUAAAUACUAACUGUGUGGUUGAGCGUGGAUGUUAUUGGUGUGAGAACUUUGAGAGAUUUGCACAUCUUAGAAACAGUUAGCUGUAGUGUUUACGGCUGUGGCGAUUCGCUGCAGCUUCAGUGCAUUAAGAUAUGCUGUGUCACGAUAUUGCCUUGAUACAAAUGUGUACCUAUGGUCAUGUAGCUUCAAGAACCUUACAUGUUUAUUAUAGGAGACAUUUCAAUUGGUUGAAAGCAUAUUCACAUUUUAUUUGGUAUGACGAUGAAUUGGGAAAUACUGUUUUUCGGUAUGUGACCCAAAGUUCACAAGCUGUUAUUAGUGGACUAAGAAUGUGUUUGUUCGAUACCUGUUGAAAAAUAUGGUUCGUCGUAAUGUUGAGUUCCUGAUUUCAUUAUCAUGUAGUGUGUGGUGACUUGACUUUCAGGGUGUACAUUGUGACUGAGUGAAUCGCUACAGCCAGUGGGUUGUCACAUUCAUGUGACUGUGAAUAUAUUCUUGAUUUCAAUGCACAAACGAAUUACUUUGUAACUUUCUUUUUAUCUCUGACAGAAUCAUCUUGUUACACAGCAUUUAUCCAGUGAUGAUGGAAUUAAUAUUGACAACAAUGGAAACUUCAAUCAUGACUAACAGUGAUUUACUUAUUAACAGUGUUUGGACGACUACUGUGUAUGACAAUGUCUUGUGUAUUCUGAUGUUAGUCUGAGAUUAUGUUCAGUAUACCUUGCUAUUUAUUGACUCUGUUGGCAGUUUAUAUGGUGUUUGUAUAGUACAUAGGAACGGAUUCGCUCACUGUAUAGUUACUGUUGUCAUUAAAAGCUGAUGGAAGUAGA
Haliotis rufescens (red abalone) is the source of this 9535-nucleotide messenger RNA. RefSeq names its product glycerol-3-phosphate acyltransferase 1, mitochondrial-like. The coding region runs from base 498 to 2984 and encodes 828 amino acids. The record is from RefSeq and is a predicted model, not a curated record. Gene Ontology annotation, cellular component: mitochondrial membrane. NCBI's taxonomy places the organism in Eukaryota, Metazoa, Mollusca, Gastropoda, Lepetellida, Haliotidae. The transcript is spliced from 23 exons.